This is a messenger RNA of Lodderomyces elongisporus, 654 nucleotides long. RefSeq names its product Erv25p (gene ERV25). The coding region runs from base 1 to 654 and encodes 217 amino acids. The transcript has a single exon. Gene Ontology annotation, biological process: endoplasmic reticulum to Golgi vesicle-mediated transport; Golgi organization; intracellular protein transport. The record is from RefSeq and is a predicted model, not a curated record. NCBI's taxonomy places the organism in Eukaryota, Fungi, Ascomycota, Pichiomycetes, Serinales, Debaryomycetaceae. Gene Ontology annotation, cellular component: Golgi apparatus; endoplasmic reticulum; endoplasmic reticulum-Golgi intermediate compartment.
AUGUAUUCUGUUCUCAAUCUUACCUACAUAUUGGUACUUUUCGCCAGCUUUGCCAAUGCAUUGCACAUGGAAGUUCCUGCACUCCCCAAUCCGACUCCUGUCUGUAUCCGUGAUUUUGUCCAGGGAGAUCAAAUGGUUGUGGUGAAUGUCUUUACCGACGGCUAUAAAGGCGAUGGUCAAAGAUUAGACAUGAGAGUGACAGAUUCAUUGGGUAAUCUUUACGCUACGAGGAAGAACGUCGUUGGUGAGACCAAAGUCGCGUUUACGUCACACAACAAUGCUGCAGUAGAUAUCUGUUUUACAAACCAUCAAGAGCAAGAAUGGAAAAAGCACGGUUCAAGGGAGAGCUCCAUUCGUUCCGUUGAAUUGGAAAUAGAAAGCGGAGCUGCAGCAAGGGAUUGGAAUGCAUUGCAAGCAAGUGAAAAAUUAAAACCCAACGAAGUUGACUUGAAAAAGAUUGAAAGUUUAACUGGCGAGAUCAUUCAAGAAUUGCAAUAUUUAAAAGCUAGAGAGGAGAGAAUGAGAGAUACAAACGAGUCAACUAAUUCAAGAGUGAAGAAUUUUUCUAUUGUCAUAAUUGCUUCACUAGUGGGGUUUGGUGUUUGGCAAAUACUGUAUUUGAGGCACUAUUUCAAAGUAAAGCAUAUCAUUUAA